Molecule: messenger RNA, 967 nt
Organism: Impatiens glandulifera
Lineage: Eukaryota; Viridiplantae; Streptophyta; Magnoliopsida; Ericales; Balsaminaceae
Product: ethylene-responsive transcription factor 4-like
Exons: 1
Coding region: 90-647 (185 amino acids)
Biological process (GO): regulation of DNA-templated transcription
Molecular function (GO): DNA binding; DNA-binding transcription factor activity
Source: RefSeq, a predicted model, not a curated record
UUCUGCCUAUAUUAACUUCAUCAUUUUUCUCAAUAUCCAUUCACCAUUUCCAUUCUCUCUCUCUCUUUCUUGUAAUUUCUUGAACAAAAAUGGCGCCCAAGCAAAAGGGUACUGGAUCCGUUCAAUUAAGCCGCCAAGAUGAAAAAGAGUUUCAUUUCAGAGGUGUAAGGAAGCGUCCAUGGGGAAGAUAUGCAGCUGAAAUCAGGGACCCAAAUCGGAAAACCCGUGUUUGGCUCGGUACUUUCGACACUGCUGAGGACGCGGCUCGUGCUUAUGACGCCGCCGCUAGAGAUUUCCGGGGUUCUAAGGCUAGGACUAAUUUCCCGUUUCCCGAACAAAUUGUUGUUGAGAUUCCAUGUAAAUUGAGUCCUAGUCAGAACAGCACCGUUGAAACCGCUAGUAAUGAAGGGUUUUCUUUCCCUGUCGUGUCGGAAUCUUGGCCGAGUCUUGAUCUGAAUCUUGGAACCGCCGCUAUGUUCCUCCCACCGCCGACCAACACGACCGGUUCUUUUUAUUUCAACGCGAUUGUCGGCCAAUCAGAGAGCGAUUCUGAUUCUUCUUCUAUCAUUAAUAAUAAUAAUAAUAAUAAUAAUCAGAAAAUUCUGAAUUUGGAUCUGAACUUUCCUCCGCCGGAGGAAGAGGCUUGACGCCCGCCCCGCCGGUGACGGUAACGGUAAACGCUAAACGACGCCGUUUACUAGUAGUAACUACCGUUUUAAUUUCUUAGAGAGAGGUAGGAUUGUAAGUGAGAGAGCUCAGUAGUAGUUUGGAGGAUGCAGAUGACAUGGAUCAAUGGUAACCGUCAGAUGUCUGAAUAUCCGCAGAUGGUCUUUUUUCCUUUUUUUAGUUUUUUUUUUUAAGAGAUAGAUCUAUGGUUGCUGUUUGUCUGUAAUAAACAUCUAACGCUCCAUCUGUAAUCUCCUCUUUAGUUUCGCUGCAACUAAAUACAGCAGAUUAUCCCUCCCUA